AUGGGCUGCGCAUGGAUUGCCGCGGCCUGCGCCUGGACAGCCGCCGCGGACGUUGCGGACGGACGUGAAGCACCGUGGCGAGCAGCGGAGAAGCUGCGCUUGGCGAAGCAGAAGUUGGAGCUGGCCUUUGCGGGGCCUACGGUAGACUUCAACUCCCUCAACUUUGAGCUGCUUUCUGCAGCCUUGAAGCUCAUGCAAGAGGUGGCCGAGAACGUCAACCGCGUGAUGCAUGCGGGCUACGUGAAGGUCCUUCGCGAUGAGGAUGGAAAUGUAGAGUACGAGCUGAGUGCUGAAGAUGAGUGGGCUGUAGAAGAGUACACCAUGAAGUAUGUCUUCGUCUUGGCGGAUUUGAUCCCCUUAGUCUUUGCUAGCCCCCCAGAACUGGCCUCUGCACUGCAAAACGAGCGCGGGCACCCCUUGCUUCGCCGGCAGCGGAUCUUGGCCACGUUGCGAGUCUCUUGGUUUACGAUGUUGACGAACCAAAGCUGUUGGUCCAUCCCCUUCUUCGGCGCGCUGGCCGCCCUCUCUCGGCGCCUCACGGAACUCGAGCAGACCGAGCACAGCACGGACUCGCACACGGGUGCCGCUGAGGAGAGGGACCCGUACCGUAGCAUGCACGGCACAAAGGCACAGCACAUGUUUGAUUUCUUUGUGUGUGUGUGUGGGUGGUUUCUGGUGAUAGAUGGACUGGGCCCAUGA
This is a messenger RNA of Durusdinium trenchii, 699 nucleotides long. The record is from the annotation of a GenBank genome assembly. Lineage: Eukaryota; Dinophyceae; Suessiales; Symbiodiniaceae.